Trichoderma aggressivum f. europaeum is the source of this 723-nucleotide messenger RNA. RefSeq lists its product as uncharacterized. The record is from RefSeq and is a predicted model, not a curated record. The transcript is spliced from 2 exons. Bases 1 to 723 code for a protein of 240 amino acids. Lineage: Eukaryota; Fungi; Ascomycota; Sordariomycetes; Hypocreales; Hypocreaceae.
AUGGCCAGCAUCUCCCUUCGCAGGUUCAUCCGGUGGCUGCCGGACGAGGCGAGCGAACCAACAUCUACACUGGUUUUGACGUCUCCCGAAAAGAGGUUUGUCGAUGUACGAGUGACGUUGGCAGAUGGCAGUGAUUCUCUGGCUGCCUCCGAAGAGAUUCUCCCCUUGAGUCGUCUAGACUGGGCCAUGGCGGGGACGUCUUCAUCGACUGUCCUCGGUGAGGGACACUCGCUUUCUCGCUGGAGACACUGGAUCGAUUCUCGGUCAUUGGAUGCGCCUCCUGAUGAGGGCCACAUGUAUGCCCAGCCGGAUGGAUUGAGCACCCUUGAGAAAGGGCAGAUGGUGAACCCUACCACGGGGAAGGAUACAGACUACGAAGAGAUGUGGUUCGAUCCGCCGCCAAAGACGACGGGCGGGAACAAGGCGCUGUGCGUGGUGCUCGUGAUGGAGGACGAGGACAAGGGGAAGAAGGGCAUGUUUGUCAGGCUCGGGGAGUGGGCGCAGGUAUUUGUGAGAGACGGGGCGGGUGAGGGGGAUCUUGUGGCGGAGAGGUGGGAGUGGCGAGACGACGAUGGGAAGGGAUGGAGGAGGAGAGUGAGGCUGGGAGAUGGGGGGAGGAAGUUGCCGUGUGAGGAGGUGUUGGGAGCGGCGGAUGUCGAGGUUGGUGGUGAGUUUGGCGUUGGGGACGAGGUUUGGAGAGUCGUGGAGGCGACGGAAGUGUAG